UGCAAAAGCACCGCUAGUGACGUGGAAAAACACAUAGAGACAUCUACUCUUGUGGAAUAUACUGCAUGCGCUGUAGAAUUUAACAUGGAAUCUGUACUUCCCUCUGCCACACAGUUAUGUGCAGGAUGCCCCGUAAAGUCUUUAAAACAAGCAAGAAUCGACACUAAGGUUUCUGUAGAUAUACAAAAAAGGAUUGCGGAAGGUCUAAACUCUUUACUAGAGAAGGAAUUGAAACCAGACCUGAUUGCAGGUUCAGGAAAAGAUUUUUUAAAGAUUGUAGUGUUGUUGUGGGACACUCUUAACUCGACUGAUAAAAUGAAAUACGAGGACAGUCUCGUUAGUUCUUGUAACCGUCAGUCGGGGCCCAGUUCAUCACAGCCUUCUGCUAUAUCCUUACACACACUUAUUGGAUACAUCAUUGCUGCUGAAAGAUUUAAUCUGGAGAAUCUCUUGACGGCAGCAAUUGACCUUGCAUCUAAAUGUCGCUUUAUGAAGUUAAGAAAUGAAAAAAGAUACCGGAGAAUUACAUAAUCGUCUAAAACAAAAAUACUUAUAAAAAGAAUGGAACUCUUUGAGGGUCAUUUUGAUAGUUGGGAAAGUAUGACACUGUCAAAAUUUAACAAGGACUAUAACAAAAUACAAUAUUGAAAAUUUCUUUCAGAAAUUUGCCUGAU
This is a messenger RNA of Saccostrea echinata, 674 nucleotides long. RefSeq lists its product as uncharacterized. The coding region runs from base 85 to 531 and encodes 148 amino acids. The transcript has 2 exons. Lineage: Eukaryota; Metazoa; Mollusca; Bivalvia; Ostreida; Ostreidae. The record is from RefSeq and is a predicted model, not a curated record.